Malus domestica (apple) is the source of this 997-nucleotide messenger RNA. RefSeq names its product 26.5 kDa heat shock protein, mitochondrial. The record is from RefSeq and is a predicted model, not a curated record. Gene Ontology annotation, biological process: response to heat. Lineage: Eukaryota; Viridiplantae; Streptophyta; Magnoliopsida; Rosales; Rosaceae.
ACUAAAUUCAGUCACUGCCCUCCUCCUUUCUCCAUCAGCAAACAUCCUAACAAUAAAUACCCACAAAUCCUAAAUCUUCAUAACCUUUAAGUUAACUAAGUUAUCUUUCAAUGGCUUUGGCACGAUUGGCGUUGAAGAAGUUGCACCAGAGCCAAAGGGUGCUUUCUCCACCACCUUUUUCUGCUGCUUCUUCUCUUCUAGGUCACGGUGUUGGUGAGAGGACAGUUGGAGAGUGCAGAGGCAAAGUUGGCAAUGAGAUUGCGAAGAGGUUUUCCACGGCAGCUAACGACAAGGCAUCCGAUGAGAAAUCGGAGAACAAAGAUGUCGCUGUGUCUCAGGGCAAAAGGUCGAGGUUGUUCCCUAGAAGGCAACGCAGAAGAGGGGGCCUUUGGAGGGAUAAUGACAGAGACUUCGCCCCUUCGCUUUAUGAAUUCUUCCCCUCAGGCCUUGGAAAUGCACUUGUACAAGCAACUGAGAACAUAAACAGGCUGCUUGACAACCUAAACAUAUCACCAUGGUCGCUGUCCGGGCGUGUCAAAGAGCAAAAAGAUAGCUACAAACUGCAGUAUGAUGUGCCAGGGCUUGCCAAGGAGCACGUGAAGAUCAUUGUUCAUGACGGGUUUCUGGAAAUCAAGGGAGAGCACAAAGACGAGGACGAGGAAGGGUCGGAUGAUGAGUAUUGGUCAUCAAGGAGCUAUGGUUACUAUAACACAACUCUCAGUUUGCCUGAUGAUGCCAAAGUUGAUGAUAUAAAGGCAGAGUUGAAGGAUGGGGUACUGAGCAUAACCAUUCCUAAAACUGAGAAGCCUAAGAAGGAGGUGAAGGAGGUCAAUAUAAAUUGACGGGGAAUCUGAUCGAUCGAAAAUGAUAUAUUUGUGUAUGUGUGUGGUUAUGUAUUUGUUCAUGUUGAGAUGACCGUCCAUCUUGUUGAAAGAUCUGUGUUUUAAGAUUAUGAAUAAACAUUUGCGUCGACUCUUAUAGUAGCCCUUCGAAUCAA